Messenger RNA from Mugil cephalus (flathead mullet), 1867 nucleotides. It is a transcript of the gene mettl4, whose product is annotated as methyltransferase 4, N6-adenosine. The record is from RefSeq and is a predicted model, not a curated record. NCBI's taxonomy places the organism in Eukaryota, Metazoa, Chordata, Actinopteri, Mugiliformes, Mugilidae. Bases 453 to 1751 code for a protein of 432 amino acids. Gene Ontology annotation, molecular function: RNA methyltransferase activity; nucleic acid binding; site-specific DNA-methyltransferase (adenine-specific) activity. Gene Ontology annotation, cellular component: cytosol; RNA N6-methyladenosine methyltransferase complex; nucleus. The transcript has 8 exons.
CCGAAGACAAGAAAUUCUUGAAAGGUCCAUACACUCAUAGUUUUUUUGUGUUCCGCUAGUUUCACCCGGAAACAUUUGAGAUAGGAAAUAUACAAGACGGUUACCUAGGCGACCAGAGCCUAGAACGUCUGCUAACGUGAAUAACAAUCGUCUACAAAGCUUUAUGUGGAGAUUAGGUUUAAGUCUGAGCCUUUAUGUCGUUAUUUUUUCAUAUAUUUCUUUUUAUAUAUGUGUGUAUAAAUCACAAGCGUGUCUACGGAAGCUCUUAGGGGCGGAAAUGUGAGUCUAUUUCCGCGAUGCAUUAACAGGGGUCAUCCUCGCUUCCAUACUUCCAGUAUCGUUUUUGAAGAAAUGCAGUUGUUUGUGCACAUUUGGCGAAGAUCCAGUCAACUACACUGAAAUAGAAACUGGCGAUAGAAACGCAUUAGGUCGCAUUAUUAUAGUUCAAAACAAUGUCGGUGGUGCUUCAGAGCAACUAUGGCUGUGUUUUAGAUGCACGCUCACUCAUUGAUCAGGGCUAUGCACGAUGCAUCCGAUGGAGGGAUAAACAGAAGUCACGUGUAAAGUGUUGUUUUAAAAGGCAGUGUUUUCAGAUUUUAAAGAGUCAUUAUGGUACUAAUGUGAAUGUCAGUGCCGCGGUGGAUGCAGGAAAUUCGGAAAUGAUGCAGAAAACAGCCAAAUCUUCAAAGAAAAGGAAACGAAAGCAUAGUGAACUCAACCAGGGGGAGAUCGAUUCACAGGCCUUCCAUGAAAAGAUCAGGAGUGUUAUUCUGGAAGGAACCAAGUCCUUGGUGGAUUCGGCCCGAUCUCUGGGAUUUCUGACUGGAGACACCGACGCGGUGAGGGAGCCUCUUCCUUCCCAGGAGUGCCGCCUUGCUGCUCUUUGUGAAAUGGCUAAAGAUCUUCCUCUGGUGGACCAGGAGGACCAGGAGGACUGCACUCAGUUGCUUGUUGCUGAGAAUACUUCACCCGUGGACCUGUUUUCUCGGGUGACCGAGAGCCGGGCGGACUGGGCUGCAGUGGUUACGCUGAUGGGAGAGGAGUAUGUCAUACCGCCUCACACGGCUUUCUUGCUUUCUGAUUUCACAAGAAUACAGCCGCUAGUCCAAUAUGGAAGGAGCUUUGACUUAAUAGUUAUGGAUCCACCGUGGGAAAAUAAGUCUGUGAAAAGGAGUCGCAGAUACGGUUCUCUGCCUUCAACCCAGCUGAAACGGCUCCCUAUACCCCUCCUGGCGUCUCCAAACUGUUUAGUGGUUGCCUGGGUGACGAACCGGCCGAGCCACCUGCGAUUUGUCCGUGAUGAACUGUAUCCGCACUGGGGGGUCGAAGUUGUGGCGGAGUGGUUCUGGGUCAAGGUCACUGCAUCUGGGCAGUUUGUGUUUCCACUGGAUUCACCGCACAAGAAGCCAUAUGAAAUACUGGUGCUGGGCAGAUAUCGUCCCUCUGCUGGUCCCUCAGCAAGCUCUUCGGAGAAGCCGGAGGUUCCCGUGGAGGAUCGGCGUUUGAUUGUCAGCGUCCCAUCAGCUCUGCACUCCCAGAAGCCCUCGCUAUCAGAGGUGUUGAAGCCGUACGUUGGAGCCGAGGGCAAGUGCUUGGAGCUGUUUGCCAGGAGCCUUCAACCAGGAUGGACCAGCUGGGGCAACGAGGUGCUUAAAUUUCAACACACGAGCUAUUUUACUUUGACGCCAGCGGAUGACGUUCGUGAAGACGAGGCCACGGACGACUGCACAGACAAACCUGGUACCACAUAAAUCUCCGUACACCUGUCUUCCCCAUCAGAUUGUCUCUGCUGUCAACCAGCGGCUGACCUUCAACCCCUGUCACGUCAGCACGUCGCUUUGUUUUAAUAAAGAUUUGUGCCAGAAUA